GUGCGGCGGGAGGAAGUGCGGCUUGUUUUCCCGGCUGGGUUCUGGAGCGGCGGGCGCGGCGCGAUGCGCGGCUACCCGGGAGCGGACGGCUGCGAGCCCUGAUGAAGCCAGAGAGGCCCCAGCCGGAUGGAGGCGCCUCCGUGGGAGCCGGUGCGCAACGACUCGCUGCCACCCACGCUGAGCCCCGCGGUGCCGCCCUACGUGAAGCUCGGCCUCACUGCGGUCUACACCGCCUUCUACGCGCUCCUCUUCGUGUUCAUCUACGCGCAGCUCUGGCUAGUGCUGCGCUACCGUCACAAGCGGCUUAGCUACCAGAGCGUCUUCCUCUUCCUCUGUCUCUUCUGGGCCUCGCUGCGUACUGUGCUCUUCUCCUUUUACUUCCGAGACUUCGUGGCGGCCAACUCGUUCAGCCCCUUCGUCUUCUGGCUGCUCUACUGCUUCCCCGUGUGUCUGCAGUUCUUCACCCUCACGCUCAUGAAUUUGUACUUCACGCAGGUGAUUUUCAAGGCCAAGUCAAAAUAUUCUCCGGAGUUACUCAAAUAUCGGCUACCCCUCUACCUGGCCUCACUUUUCAUCAGCCUUGUUUUCCUGUUGGUGAAUCUGACCUGCGCGGUGCUGGUGAAGACGGAAAACUGGGAAAGGAAGGUUGUCGUCUCUGUGAGAGUGGCCAUCAAUGACACACUCUUUGUGCUGUGUGCCAUCUCUCUCUCCAUUUGCCUCUACAAAAUCUCCAAGAUGUCCCUGGCCAACAUCUACCUGGAGUCAAAGGGCUCAUCGGUGUGUCAGGUGACUGCCAUUGGUGUCACUGUCAUCUUGCUCUACACCUCUCGGGCCUGCUACAACCUGUUCAUCUUGUCAUUUUCUCAGAUCAAGAACGUCCAUUCCUUUGAUUAUGACUGGUACAAUGUAUCAGACCAGGCAGAUCUGAAGAGCCAGCUGGGCGAUGCUGGCUACAUAGUUUUUGGCGUGGUGCUUUUCGUGUGGGAGCUCUUACCAACCACCUUGGUGGUUUAUUUCUUCCGAGUCAGAAAUCCCACGAAGGAUCUUACCAACCCUGGGAUGGUCCCCAGCCAUGGAUUCAGUUCUAGAUCUUACUUCUUUGACAACCCCCGAAGAUACGACAGUGAUGAUGAUCUUGCCUGGAACAUUGCUCCUCAGGGACUUCAGGGAAGGACCUCUCCAAGCCUACUCAGAGAGAGCCAGAGCAUUUGCUGCUCCAGUCACUCAGUGGAACGUGAUCUGGGACAUCCGGGCAGACAUCUCGGAUCCUCUUCCAAAGCCAGAGAAAACAUGAACAAUAAUCACUAGAGCAUUAUAUAAGAACCAAAACUUGAAAUCUGUCAUUCUUAAACAUUUAUUUACUAAGAUAUUCACAAGUGUCAUCUCAUUCAUUGUUUGCUACGGUCCUGUGAGGUCAGUAUAAUUGAGUUCUCAUGGUUCAAGAUCUGUGGGAGUCCCUUUGCUAGGUAAGCAGCCUGGCUGCCCCUGGUGUACACCUCAGUGCCAGAGCACAUGGGAACUGCCUCCUUUCUUGAAAAUGCUCUUGCAGACUGGGCUCAGUCUUAUUUUGGAGUGGGUGCUUACACAUGGUAGCAUUCACAAUGGGGUGUGUGUGUGUGUGUGAGUGAACUCAAGACAGUAAACAAGCUGUACCUGGUGCUGUCAACUAGAUCUAGAGUCUGGAUAACAGCUAGGAAGGAGGAGGAAGGGAAGCAGCUGCUCUCCAGGGCCAGGGGCAGCCCGAGUGGCCCUAGUUUCCGCCUCUCCCUGACCACUUGGAUCUGCGGGUGCUCAGAAAGGCCCUUGGUAUGGGAUACAGAGCGGAACACACCUGCUGUCUGGGUGGGAAGGGAGGAGAGAGCCCUGAUCAGAUGAACAAAGCAAAGUUGCAGGGGAAAGCACAGAGCAGUGGAUGUCAAGUACAGACUCUGGAAGCAAGCCAGCAUACCAAGACUUCUCAGGGCCAAAAGCUUUCUUCCAAGAGUUUGAGCUCCACCUCUUCCUACCCCACCAUUUCACCCUGUGACCCCACUGAAGCAUCACUAACCAUUACUCGCCAGAAGUUACCAAGAGCAGAAAGGGGAGUGCUCAGCUUGUACACAGAGCAGGACAAGACCCUUCUGGAAAAUGAAAACAGUUUUGAGUUCUAAUUAUGCCUUAGCUAUUGCUCUUGAGGAUUUUUGUGGAUGUCCACUCAACCCAACAAGGAAGCUGCUAAUGCCACUCCUGCUCCACAGAUGAGGAACUUCAGACAUAGAAGUUAUCUGCCCAAAACAUGGGCAGUGAACCAUAAUGCCAGCUUAGGGUUCAGAUGCUUUUUCCCCCCUAAAACUAUGUUCUCCACAGUGGCUAGUUUUAGAUUUUAGUAGUUCUGAACUUCUGAGCUCUGCAGGGUUCAGUAGACUGGAAUGCAGGCUGCCAGUGCUGUGUGUAGCUCUUUGAUAGAAAAUGGGCUUCAAGACACCAACCUGAACAACUCAGAUCUAUUGCUACACUACACGUACCACAUAUGCAUGAUACACUAUGUCAAGCUACUAAACUGCUU
Molecule: messenger RNA, 2545 nt
Organism: Acomys russatus (golden spiny mouse)
Lineage: Eukaryota; Metazoa; Chordata; Mammalia; Rodentia; Muridae
Gene: Gpr137b
Product: G protein-coupled receptor 137B
Exons: 7
Coding region: 127-1308 (393 amino acids)
Biological process (GO): positive regulation of TORC1 signaling; regulation of autophagy; negative regulation of bone resorption
Cellular component (GO): lysosomal membrane
Source: RefSeq, a predicted model, not a curated record